Psammomys obesus (fat sand rat) is the source of this 3804-nucleotide messenger RNA. It is a transcript of the gene Atcay, whose product is annotated as ATCAY kinesin light chain interacting caytaxin. The record is from RefSeq and is a predicted model, not a curated record. Gene Ontology annotation, biological process: apoptotic process. The transcript is spliced from 13 exons. The coding region runs from base 565 to 1680 and encodes 371 amino acids. Lineage: Eukaryota; Metazoa; Chordata; Mammalia; Rodentia; Muridae. Gene Ontology annotation, cellular component: cytoplasm.
CUCUCGCUGUGAUUCUGCAUAACCGCGAUGCAUCAUCUCACAGUUUGUUUGUUCUUUUGCACCUGCUCCGGGCUUGGCUGGGAGAUGCUUUUCCCCUCCGCCAAUGACGAGAGGAGGAGGCAGGCAGGUGGGGCCGGGGCUGUCGAUCAGGCCUGGGCCCGCCCCCUGCACACAAAAGCAGCUUCCUCCGCUGUCUGGGGGCAGGCAGAGCCUCAGCCAUCCGGGAAGGGGGAAGCGGGCGCCGCGGCAGGCCCGGGCUGUGAUGGCGGGGCGCACCGAGGCCUCGGGGGGACAGGCUUGCGGCUGCUGACCUGCCCUGCCCCUUCCCCAGCUGGGCCGGAGCCGGUGUGCCGCGGGCCGCGUCGCCCUGGGUGACCUUCCUCGGAUGUGGACCUGCCCCUGAGCAUCCUUCCGCCGGGCUCCUCGCCUGGGUACCACCGAGAGAUGCCCGCCCGCGUCUGCGCCCGGCCCGCCUUUGUGUCCAAGUGACGGCGCAGAGGCAGCCGCCGCGGAGAUCACCUUCCGGGUCACCCCAGCUUCCGGUGGGCUCCUCUUCCGGCUCCCAUGGGGACCACAGAAGCCACGCUGAGGAUGGAAAACGUGGACGUGAGGGAUGAAUGGCAGGAUGAGGAUCUGCCGAGACCGCUCCCAGAAGACACCGGGGUGGAGCUGCUGGGCGGCGCGGCGGAAGACCCCUCCUCGCCUCCCUCCAACCUGAACUUGAGCGGAGCACAUCGGAAGAGAAAGACGCUGGUGGCUCCGGAGAUCAACAUCUCCCUGGACCAGAGUGAGGGCUCGCUACUGUCUGACGACUUCCUGGACACCCCCGACGACCUGGACAUCAACGUGGACGACAUCGAGACACCAGAUGAGACGGACUCGCUGGAGUUCUUGGGCAACGGCAACGAGCUCGAGUGGGAAGAUGACACCCCGGUGGCCACCGCCAAGAACAUGCCGGGCGACAGCGCGGACCUGUUCGGGGACGGCGCGGGGGAGGACGGCGGGGCCGCCAACGGCCGCCUGUGGCGGACCGUCAUCAUCGGCGAGCAGGAGCACCGCAUCGACCUGCACAUGAUCCGGCCCUACAUGAAGGUGGUCACCCACGGAGGGUACUACGGGGAAGGUCUCAACGCCAUCAUCGUCUUCGCCGCCUGCUUCCUGCCCGACAGCAGCUCCCCGGACUAUCACUACAUCAUGGAGAAUCUCUUCCUGUACGUCAUCAGCAGCCUGGAGCUGCUGGUGGCCGAGGACUACAUGAUCGUGUACCUGAACGGCGCCACACCGCGCCGGAGGAUGCCGGGCAUCGGCUGGCUGAAGAAGUGCUAUCACAUGAUCGACAGGAGGCUGAGGAAGAACCUCAAAUCCCUGAUCAUCGUGCACCCGUCCUGGUUCAUCCGCACCGUGCUGGCCAUCUCGAGGCCCUUCAUCAGCGUCAAGUUCAUCAGUAAGAUCCAGUACGUGCACAGCCUGGAGGAGCUGGAGCACCUCAUCCCCAUGGAGCAUGUGCAGCUGCCGGAGUGCGUCCUGCAGUAUGAAGAACAGAGACUCAGGGCCAAGAGGGAAAGCGCACGGCCGCCACAGCCAGAGUUCCUCCUGCCCAGAUCCGAAGAAAAACCAGAGCCUGUGGAAGAGGACGGGGCAGCAGAGGUGACAGAGGACCAGGAAACAAGCAUGUCCUGAUUUACCCAGAACUAGAGAUGGACAGAGAUGACUCCAGACACCAUGUAACCCUCAUCAGAUGCCCACGGACCUCGGACUUCACCCUGCCUCAUCGUGCGACCAUUGUCCCAGGCACCUGGCUCCAUCACCCCCCUCCGCCCGGCAUCUUUCACUGCUUGAGAACAUUUCAUUGUUGUAUUGUCACGGAGGCAGUGUGAGCACGUUCUGCAAAGGACCAGCUCUUGGCCUCUCUACCCUUCCAUGCUCUAAGCUUGUGGACAUCAAUGCUGGACUUGGGCAGUGGCGCCCAUGGCUCGGCCUCCAGGCCUCCAUAGCCCCAGGAGGUCCCCCACUGUCCCAGCUGGGAUAACAGGAAUGCGCAUUUUGGGCUGACCAAUGGGAGACCCUUUGCUCUCCUGCCACCUGUCCCUUGCUGGAGCCUAGGACGCCUGAUGGCCCUGGCUGCAGCUGCUUCUGUGUGGAAUGUGACCCUCUCCCUGUCACUGCAAGCAGGGCUGUGACUGCUGGCCUGACAUCCCCUACUCUGCCAUUUGACUGUCUUCGGGACCUUCGAGCCUGUACAUGCAUUGUACAUGCAUUGAUCAGCCUGGUGGUCCUCAACCCCCCACACAACCCAGAACAUUUCCAGCCUUCUUAGGGCGAAUGUGACUCCAGGAGAUUUUAACUCACACCGCAUUCCAAGGGAAGGAGUGUCCACCUUCCCGUCCCCUGCCCAGCACAGGCUCGGGCUCCAAGUCACCAAGCGAGAGACAGACUCCAGCUCAGUGUAUCGGAACAAGAGAAGGAAGAGGACUGGACAUGCCUGGACAUGCGGGGCUGCGGGUGCCGGAGGAUCUGGGGAGUCCCCAGUGGGGCUUCAGCCACCUGACCUCCAAGCCAGGAUCGGAGAACACAUUUGCCUUAGAUGACCUGACAGUCUGGGCUAACGGGGCCUAGACAGCCAGAGCGAGCCUCCUGUCUCGGGCACCUAAGGCAGGAGGGGUCCCCUGUGGCGGGUGGGGGCAGCUCAGGCCUUUAAUCCCAGCCCUCAGCAGACAGAGGCAGGUGGCUCUCUGUGAGUUCCAGGAUUGCAAGGGUUACAGAGUGAGACCCUGUCAAGGGAAAGAGAGAAAGAAGCAUGAGCACGCGUGACCUUGGGUCUCUCCAGGGCUGGGCCACCGCCACACCAGGCAUCCGGCUUCUCUGACAGGCUCCUUGCUUCGGAGCCUCUGAUGGCCCAGGGACAGCAGCCUCCGCCUGGAGAGAGUCAGGUGCCCUGUCAACAGCACCCGGGGAUCUGAGCUCUGCUAGGGGAACACCACAACGGGGGACCCCAAUCCGUGGCCCUGGGAGGGGGCCUGAGAGGCUUGAGUGUGAUAGUGCUUGGUUUUGAAACGGGAUCUUGCGAUGAAGAUCACCCAGAGAGCUGGGGAGGCGGGUAUGGGGCCCCCAACCUGACUAGGGUUUGUAUGUUUUUUGAGGGGAGGUGGUGUUUCGAGACCGGGCUUCUCUGUGUAGCCGUGGCUGUCCUGGACUCGAUUUGUAGACCAGGCUGGCCUCAAACUCCAGAGAUCCGUCCGCCACCAGCACACCUGGCUUGGGGGUUGUUUUUAACCCACUGGAGCUGGAAGAGGUGAACCAGGAUGGUCCCCAGAUCCCUGAGGCUUUUCCUGCCCAGGUGGCUGCCGAGAGCCAAGGCCUGUGAUGUGAGGAACGUUGGCAGCAGUCACAAUCCUGCGGGCCCCAAGGGGCUGCGGUCCGGCCCCAGCCCAGGGAAACUCCGGUAGGGCUCCCCUGCCACCUCCAUCCCCGCCGCCCCGGCACGCCCGCCGCCCCUUCGAGAUCACCAGCACCCACAGACAAGCAGAAUCCAGAACCAGGGCCACAGGAGAGAAACCCCAGUCCACACGUGGGGCUGGUUCCUGAGGGGUACUGAGGCAAGACACAGGCGCGGCAGCCGUAUACUGACAGGCCCUAGAUCCACCUGAGAAGCUGCCCCAAAGCGGAAGUGCCCACCGCCUGCCAGCAAGCUGCGUGAUUCUAAUCACGGACACAGUGGGGACAGUGGCCACAAUGGCGCGAGGCCUGGCAAGCCGGGGGUCGGGUGGGGUGGAUUUUUAUGUGAAAUAAAUAAAUUAUAAUGCA